AUGUCCGAGCUCGUCGGCAUGGUUAACGCCAACGGUAAUACAAUCAUCUCUGGACCAUUUCUGCAACUUGAAAAACCAGAAACAACGCGACUAUUAAUCACGAAACAUCAUCUGUACCAUUAUCUGCCGUGCAUUGCCACCAUUGAGGAGAACUACUACGACAUUAGCAACGAGACUCACUACUUUUACACCUGGUAUCGUAAUGAUCAAGUGGUGGAGACCCACAGCCGACGUAACGAGUUCAAAAUCUAUCGCAAUGGCACUUUGCGCUUGCCGCCCACAGAGAAGGCAGCUGGCGGGUAUCGCUGUAAAAUCAAUGCCAACACAACAGCGGUGCUGUCGGAGCUCAUCACAGUGGAAUAUCCUGUACUCAAGCGCGUAAUAGCGCCCGCCACUAUAACCGCCGCCACUGGUCAACCACUCACGCUCGACUGUCCGGUGAUAAGUGUGCCACCAGCAAAUAUUAGCUGGUUCUAUGGAAAUGUAUCGUUAUCAAAGCAAUUCGAAGACAACAGAUAUUUAAUACUUGCGAAUGGUACUUUGGUGUUGCGGAAAUUGACUUUGGACGCUGCGGGGCGUUACAAAUGCUUGGCGCAAAAUCAAUUCGGCUCCAAGAUUCAUCGCCAAUUUAUAUGGGCCUUGAAUGUGCUGAACGAUCCCACAACAGCAAACCGAAACGAGCUCCUACCCAGGUUGCAGAACUCAACGCAGUAUGUGCCAACAGGAGCCAGCUGUCAGUUGCUUUGUUAUGGUCAAAGAGAUGACAUACCGAUCGAGUGGUGGUAUCGCAGUACAUUAAACGCAGUACCGCUAAAGAUCAGCAAUCACAGCAAUGAAUAUAAUCUAGAAGAAGUCAGCCAGGAUGCUCAUCAGGGUUACUACAGCUGCGUUAGGGGGAGAAGCAAUCAGACAUUUCAUGUGAUCGUUACCUCCCCACCGGUGAUCGUCGAACCGCUCAUCUCAUAUGAGACACUUAUAACCGCUUCGUUGCAGUUUCGUUGCAGCGCCACCGGCAAUCCCCGGCCGGUGAUCAGCUGGUAUCACAAUGGGGUUCCUCUCAACAGUUCCUAUACGCGCUAUAUCAUUGGCAACGAUUUGCACAUACACUCCUUCGAUCCGAUUGAGGCGGGCAUAUAUCAGUGUUUUGCGCGGAAUAUCGCCGGAGAAGUGUACAGUGCGGCAGAGUUACGUUUUCGCAACAAAGGUGACGAGUUGCUGCUGAAGAACCCGCUGCAGAAUAUACGAUGUUAUGCGCUCAGCUUUAAUACGAUAAAUGUGACUUUUGAGAGCAACUUUUUUGAGUCGCUCUUCAUCGUACACAUUGUGCAGAACAAUCCGCAUCGCUGGAUUUCACCAUUUGCACCCAUGAAACUCAAUCAUACCUCACAUUUGGUUAUUUCGAGCCACCUACCCGUUUACCGUCCAUUUGAACUGAUUACCCGUGUACUUGUGCCCACCUCGGAGAUACGUUUGGCCAAUAAGCCGCAGCAACAGACAAUACUCAGCUCAUUACGCAGCCCACCGGUGACUUGCUGCACACAAGGCUUGAUUCUACACUUGGUGCACAUGGGCAACGAUACCUUUGUCACUUGGUCGCAACCCGAGUUGGAUGGCAAGAAGUAUUUUAUACUACAAUUCUCCUGCAACUAUACACAACCACAUCCGCAGCAGCUGCUUAGUCAACGGCUACGUGGCACCACGCAACAUGUGGAUCUCACACAACAGGACGUCGCUCAGAAGCUUUGUGAUAUCACUGCACUCAACGAGACAGAGAUGCGUGCGGUGUUGAGGGGCGCUCAGGCGCAGUACAUUGACAACAACAGUCAUGUGGAGUUGGAAGAAGAAGUUUUUAGUUUGGUGGUUUUUGCAAAUAUCACGGGAGUGUUACUGCAAGAUUUCCAGCGCGUGAAAUUCCGUGUGCUGAUUAUCACGCGUGAAAAUGAACAUCUCCGACAGGACUUUCGCUAUGUACAAUGGAAGACGAUUGAGAACGAUACCAACGAACUGGCCAACACACCCUUUCGUCUCAGCAUUGUGGAGUCGCGCGUGCUCACCUUUCACUUUCGCGAAAAUUUCAAUGAAUCCUGUGUGCAUGUGUGCCAUUGGCAGAUACAAUUCCCCAUCAUACGCAAAGAGGAGCCGAAAUGUGAUCAGCUGCCAAUAACUAACUCACAAGUGGAGAUACGAGGUCUUAAGCCAUCGGAGCGCUAUCGCAUGAAUUUCUUUAGCUGUGAAACUCAAACCUUCUAUGGGCAGGUGGAUAAGCAGACAUUGCCUGAUCCGCCAGGCACAAUCAGCAAUCAACGCAUUAUACGGCACAAUGGUUUAAAGAUGCUAUGGGAUCCGCCACUGCAACCCAAUGGCAAGAUCCAUCACUAUAACAUCCUAUGGACGUUGGGUAAUGUGACACAUGAGAUCAAUAUUUUAGACUGUACUGCAUGUUCCUUUAAAUUUCCCAACAUCUCCGAGAGCGCAAAAAUAAAUGUAACCAUACGCGUCGUAGGUGAAACCGGUGUUGGCGCACCAAUUUUUAUCGAUUUGCGCAGCAUUAGUCAUCAUUCUCUAGAGAUCGAAUGCCCUUCGAACGAAUCUGAAGUUUACAGUGGCAUCAUUAUUGGCUCCCUGCUCUCCGUGGUCUGUGUCAUCAUCUUUGCAUUGCUUAUCAUAUUCCAACGCCGGCGCUAUAAAGCGCGCAUGCAGGGUCCCACACAUCUGAGCUCACCAUCGGAUAUGAAUUUUGGUAAUCUGAACAACCCAAGUAUACCCAGCGAGAGCGCAGGUGGCUUAAGUGGUAGCACUUUUCAGCAGGAUUGUCACGAGAUGCAAACACUUAUACCAAAAAGCGGACGUCACAUCGAUUUGCAGGCCAAUCGUCCGAAAGAAUAUCAAACUACACAGCUACCGAAUGGCAAUGGAAAUAUCGUCCGGCGCCAACUUACAGUGGAGGUGGAAACCAAUGCCAGUGGUUUGCAGAACGAGUUUGAGUUGGACGGCCGAGCGAACGUAUCGCAACUGCCAUUGUGCAGCUCCACACCGGAGAAGGUGCCACCAGAUGGGGCUCAUGCGUUUUUCAUACCCUUCAAGCAGACGCCGCCUAACACAGUGGUGACGGCAAUAGCCAAACAACAUAGUUCCUCAGGUAAUUAUGCCAACAACGGAGGUGAAGGCGGCGGCGGAGGUGAUGCAAGCGGUUAUGUAGUGCCGCCAAACACGUUGCCGCUUAUGUCAACACCACCAACAACGCUGGCGCUUAGCGCAACAGGUCAGCAGCGUAGUGGAAGCCUCAGUAGUAGCAGUUAUGGUGGUGGUGGUAGUGGCGGCAUCGGUCCUAAUGGCAGUCGUAGCAGUAGUAAUAGCAGUAAGAAACAGUUCCAUGCAAAUUACUCGAAACAUUCCAAAUCGAAUGAUGUGAUUUGUCUGCUCGCGGACGAGGAGGUGGCGGCCACACUGACACCAACGAGCGAAACGGCCGUAGCGUUGGCAUUAACAAACGGCUUGAAGGCAGCUGCAGUGGCGCGAACGACAGAAGCUGCAGCAACAACAAAGGCAAUAGUUAAUGCAGGCGGCGAGCAGAAACCAACAACAACUACUGCAACUCUGCAUACACCCAACCAAAAAAGUACUUCUUCGUCUUUAGUUAGUCCUGCCACACAGCCAAACCGCAGCAAAGCUGUCAAACUGAAGAAAUCCGCUGCCGACAAAAAGCAGCGCAAUUCAACAGCGUUGAGUCGCGGACACAAUUCCAUAGUUCCUGCCUUUGGAUCGGUUGCUGCAACAAGCAGUACCACUGCCAUACCCACAGCCAAUCCAUGGUCCACAACGGCACCACAGCUCACAGCAGCAGCAAUAACGUCAGCAUCCGCGUUAGCGCCCAGCAGUAGCAGCAGUGCUUUUAGUGUAGCAUUUAGUGGCGCGCAUCGACGCCCCAACGUCGAUCCGAAUGGUUGAGCAGCUGAGCUAAAGUAUUAAGCAAAGAAGAAUCAAGUUUUAUGUAAGUUAAGUGGAGCGAUAGAACGUUUAAGGUGGAGAUAAUUUGAAGAGGAAACACAUUCAGGAUAAAAAUAGUGAUUAGGCGCCGCCGCUUUCGCUGUCGCCGAGGAGGGCGCGCAAGCGUGCGCGCUUCAAACAAAAAAGAAAACAUACAAACUACAAAGCAGUAAA
This is a messenger RNA of Anastrepha obliqua, 4161 nucleotides long. RefSeq lists its product as uncharacterized. Gene Ontology annotation, cellular component: axon; plasma membrane. The transcript is spliced from 13 exons. Gene Ontology annotation, biological process: axon guidance; dendrite self-avoidance; homophilic cell-cell adhesion. Gene Ontology annotation, molecular function: cell-cell adhesion mediator activity. NCBI's taxonomy places the organism in Eukaryota, Metazoa, Arthropoda, Insecta, Diptera, Tephritidae. Bases 1 to 3948 code for a protein of 1315 amino acids. The record is from RefSeq and is a predicted model, not a curated record.